Molecule: messenger RNA, 2316 nt
Organism: Tetranychus urticae (two-spotted spider mite)
Lineage: Eukaryota; Metazoa; Arthropoda; Arachnida; Trombidiformes; Tetranychidae
Source: RefSeq, a predicted model, not a curated record
AUAGAGUAUAAAAAGUAGAAUCAAAAGCACAUUUAAUGCAGAUUAGUUUUACACUUGUUAUUAACAACUUCUUUUCUCAUUUAUUUGUCACCCUUCAUUAAUAACCCCACAUUUAUUAACCCUCAGUAUUUAUUUCAAAACCUUAAUAAAGUUAAUUCACAUUUACAUAGUCACAUCGGUCCUCCCUGAGCGAGUCUUAUUUAUGGUUAAUGUUUUUAUGUCACCUUCCUCAACACUACCAUAGUCUACAAGCACAAGAUUCAAUACUUUUUGCCAUAAUCUGAUUUUACAAUGUUGAUUAAUGAACUUCCAGAUGAUUGUUUACUCACCAUUUUUGAUUAUGUGAAUUACUUGGAUGAUUUAGUGAACUGCUUUAAAGUGUGUGGCAAGUGGAGUCAUUUAAUUGCUCAGAGAACCAAAAAAGUUAAAUAUUUGCUUGAUCUUUACCCGGAGUAUGAUGAUUGUGUCUAUUAUCGAGAUAUUAAACAGAUCGAUGGAACUGAUUUAAGCACAGAAUUUCCAAAUUUAAUAAUUUCUUACAAACUCGAGCAAGAAGAAAAACGAAAACAUAAUUUUGCAUUGGCCAGAAAUCAAGAACCUUCGCAAGGAUCAAUCAACUCACAUCAUGGACUAAUAGAAAAAUAUCGUUUUCAACUCAAAAAGGUAUCCUGUGAUUUAUUUGAGCCAAACAUUCAACAUGAAAGUUCCAGUGUAAAACAAUUGUUCCGAGUGGAAAGUUUGGAUAGAUUCAAGAAAGACGCACAUCUGUUCCCAAAUCUUGAACGCAUAAAUGUUUUUAAUUGUUGUGGCAGAGACUCCAUGUACGAUGGUCCAGUAUUGGAAAAGCUUAAAAUAGCUGAAUUUGCCUUCAUGACUACAUUGUUUCUUGGAAACGAAGCUUCUUAUGCUUUCCAGUUCAUGGAUUCAUGUCCAAAUCUACAAAGUGCACAUUUCAUCACGAAUUCUAGCCACUUGUUUUUUGAUGGAACAUUAAAACACGAAAGUUUGCAAGAUUUAGUUAUAUCUGCUGAGAUAGCAGAUACUAUUAGUAGUAUUUUUAAUCCCAGAUCAAUCGACUGGAAUGAUUUAAAAAGAUUGCUGAUGAAAUAUCCGAAUCUCAAACAUCUUGCGUUGUGGAGACAAUCUAAUAUAACAGAUGAACAUAUCGAGGAGUUGGUUCACAUUUUACCCAAUUUAGUGCUACUUGAUGUUUGUGGAUGUCUAAGUGUCAGUUGUAAAGCUGCUAAGUAUGUCCAGGAUUAUUGUAAACGAUAUGGACGAACAAUCAAGUUUUACUUCAAUGGCAAUUACAAUGAAAUCGACUCAGAUUGGCCUCUGUUGUCCUCUAAGCAAGAAAUAAUUAGUCAAGGCUUGGAUUUCAUGAAACAUUGUUUUCUCAAAGAUUUUUUAGACCUUCCAUAUUUCUUGAUUCCUAUUGACGAUUGAAAACCACAUAAAUGUAUUUAUCAAUAUAUUUGUUACUCUGUGACUGUGGAGGCCUAACGUUAUUCGAAGAGUUUGAAUUCAAUCUAUAUUCUAGCCAUUCCCAAAUUGUGAUUUGAUUUAGUGGAUACAUUAAUCAACUUUCGUGUCUGCAAAGGAGCUUGAAUGCAUUCAUCAAUGCGUGUGGAUAAGAGGUUUUUGGUGGGAAAAUUGUUUUGUAAAGUUAAGAAAGUAUUGAAAAGAUAUCUCAUAAGUUUCUUCGAAUAUAACUCCAGUUUCUGUAAACCUUUCUUUAUUAUUUUUAAGCACAGCAGUACCAGAUAUUGCACGACUAGCCAAUGUAUCAUUGACAGUGGGAUGUUGGCAAAAAGCAUUAUGACUUGGUUGAAUACGAUAAGCUUUGUGACCAAAUCGAAGCUUAUCGAAAAACUGAAUUUUAGAUGACCUGUAACUCUCAGAUCAACUUUGAAUCCAACGAUAUUGACUACUUGAGCGUAAAAACGAUGGAUUAGUUCAGAAUUUUGUAUAAAAAUAGUUCUUAGUUUGGACUUUCACUUGAGGUAAGGAAUUUUUUUAUAGUACUCAGGUUAAACUGAUUCACCCUGAUGACCCUUUUCUGUAAAACCCAGACAGCGUAGUGAAUGCCAGACAGUUAAUGUCUGGAGGCAUAGUUCAGUUCUUUCCUUAACAGAGACCUUAACAGUACGAUUCGUCGGAAAGCAAAAGCCCUUUUCUCAUGUGACACAAAUAAAUCUCCUUCAUCAAAUACAUCAUCAGAAUCACCAUUACAACGCUCUUAUUCAUCGCCCAUUUCACUCAAUGUUGAUUAUCAUAAAAAAAUUGUGUGAUUUCCUAGUCCACUAAUAAACAAGA